AUGGGGACGGCGUCGUCUCUGGUGAGCCCGGCGGGAGGGGUCGGGGAGGUGAUCGAGGACACCUACGGCGGUGGCGGGGGCGAGGCCUGCGAGAUCCCCGUGGAGGUGAAGCCCAAGGCCCGGCUGCUGCGCGGGUCGCUGCGGCGCGUGGGGGCCUCACGGCCCGGCGGCCUCAUCGGGGCCAGCUUCAAGUCGACGGCCUCGGUGCAGGAGCUGGAGUGCGUGGCCGAGUAUGAGCGCCUGAAGAAGGAGUACGAGAUCUUCCGCGUCAGCAAGAACAACGAGGUGGCCUCCAUGGUGAAGAAGGAGGCCAAGCUGGACAGGGAGAACAAGCGGCUGCGUGCAGAGCUGCAGGCACUUCAGAAAACUUACCAGAAAAUACUUCGAGAGAAGGAAAGUGCAUUAGAAGCUAAAUACCAAGCCAUGGAGAGAGCUGCUACCUUUGAACAUGACCGAGACAAGGUCAAAAGACAAUUCAAGAUUUUUAGAGAAACUAAAGAAAACGAGAUUCAGGACUUACUGAGGGCCAAACGAGAACUAGAAGCAAAACUUCAGAGACUCCAGGCCCAAGGAAUCCAAGUGUUUGAUCCUGAAGAGUCUGAUUCUGAUGACAAUUGUACAGAUGUUACGGCUGCUGGGGCACAGUCUGAAUACUGGAAUGGAGGAGCUUUGGGAAGUGAGCCAUCCAUGGGGAGCAUGAUGCAGCUUCAGCAGUCUUUCAGAGGGCCUGAAUUUGCUCAUAGCUCCAUAGAUGUUGAGGGGCCAUUUGCAAAUAUAAACAGGGAUGACUGGGAUGCUGCUGUUGCCAGUUUAUUACAGGUCACUCCUCUGUUUUCUCACUCAUUGUGGAGUAACACAGUAAGAUGUUUUAUUAUUAGUACUGAUGAGACUCAACCAGAAGUGGACAUCUUCACUAGAAACUACUCGCCCAAACUCCUCAGGGUCUGUGAAGCAAUGGGCUACUUCUUUCAAGUUGUUCAUUUUCCAUCAGAGAGUGACAGGCCCCUUAAAGAUGUACGAAAAUGGGAAAUUGAAAAAAGUUCAUUGGUCCUUUUGCUCCUGCAUUUAACCUUGCCAAGUUGUUUGCUGGAGGACUGUGAAGAAGCCUUCUUGAGAAAUCCAGAAGAAAAACCCCGGCUGGUUUACCACAGAAAGGAGGAUGGCAGAGUCAGUUCAGUCACAGUGCAGCAGUUAAUUGAGCAGAUUUCUUAUGUGAACAAAACAAAGAUGAUUGAUCAUGUUGGAGGUGUGGAGGAAGGAGCAUAUGAAAUCUAUAAUUGUGUGGAAAAGAUAAUUAAACAGGAUAUAUUGGGGUGUGAAGUGGCAGAAUUAGAAAGCAAGGAUUCGGGUAAUAAGGAAGAGUCCACUGUUCCUGAAGAAGAAGUUUUUGGUGAUGCGCUGUGGGAUGCACAUGAUGAACAAGAACAGAUGGAAGCUUUCCAGCAAGCCUCAAGCUCAACAUGUGAGCUGGGAUUUGAGAAAUAUUUUGAACGUCUGAAUGACCUGGUAGCAGCACCAGCACCAAUUCCACCUCUGCUUGUGUCAGGAGGACCAGGCUCUGGGAAAUCUCUCCUUCUCUCAAAAUGGAUUCAGCUGCAGCAGAAGCAUUCACCAAGCACUCUAAUUCUCUAUCACUUUGUUGGGAGGCCCAGGUCUACUAGUUCUGAGUCUGCACUGAUCAUAAAACGCCUCACUUUGAAGCUCAUGCAGCACUCUUGGUUAGUGUCGCCUCUGACUUUGGAUCCAGCUAAACUGCUGGAAGAGUUUCCACGCUGGCUGGAAAAGCUUUCUGCACGCCAUCAGGGCAGCAUUAUCAUCAUCAUUGACUCUAUUGACCAAAUCCAGCAAGCUGAGAAGCACAUGAAGUGGUUGAUAGAUCCACUGCCAGUGAACGUGAGAGUGAUUGUGUCAGUGAAUGUGGAAACGUGUCCACAGGCUUGGAGGUUGUGGCCCACUCUUCAUCUUGAUCCACUGAAUGCCAAAGAUGUCAAAUCUCUCAUUAGUGCAGAAUGUAACUCUGCAAAUGUUAAGCUGAGUAAAGAGCAGGAGAAGAAGCUGGAAAGACAUUGUCGUUCUGCCACAACUUGCAAUGCUUUGUAUGUCACUCUUCUGGGCAAAACCAUUGCUUGUGCUGGAAAUACAGGAAAUAUUGAUGAAACCCUUCAACAGUGUUUGCAGUGCCAAGACACGGUGUCACUGUACAGGCUUGUUCUGAGAUCGAUUCGAGAAUCGUUGCAGAGUGAUAAAGAGAAAGGGCUUUUGAGAGAGAUACUGUGUGUCAUUGGUGUUAGCCACAAUGGGGUGAGUGAGGCAGAGCUGAUGGAACUUUAUCCUGAACUGUCUUCUGCAGUGUUAGCCUCCUUCAUUCACAGCCUGCACAGGGUGUGUUUGCUGACAUAUGGCUGUGGUUUGCUGAAGUUCCAACACCUCCAGGCAUGGGAGAUGGUGAGGCUAGAGUACAUGGAGGAAGGUGAAAGUGUUAUUUCUGCCUAUAGACAAAAACUAGUGGAGUAUUUCACCGUGCAGCUAAGUCGAGACCGAGUGACUUGGAGAAGUGCAGAUGAACUUCCCUGGCUCUUUCAGCAGCAGGGUGAUAAGCAAAAGCUACACAAGUGUCUUCUGAAUCUGUUUGUGUCCCAAAACCUGUACAAAAGGGGACAUUUUGCAGAAUUGCUGAGUUACUGGCAGCUGGUUGGGAAAGAUAAGAGCUCUAUGGCAGCUGAGUAUUUUGACUCUCUGAAAGCAUAUGAAAAGAGCUGUGAGGGCGAGGAGAGUAUGAUCUGCCUGGCUGAUCUUUAUGAGACUCUGGGACGGUUCCUUAAGGAUCUAGGUCUUCUUAGUCAGGCCGUGGCUCCUCUGCAGCGCUCUCUGGAGAUUCGAGAGACUGCUCUGGAUCCAGACCACCCGAGGGUGGCGCAGUCCCUCCACCAGCUGGCUGGGGUCUAUGUGCAGUGGAAGAAGUUUGGCAAUGCUGAGCAGCUGUACAAACAGGCACUGGAGAUCUCUGAGAAUGCCUAUGGGGCUGAGCACCCACGGGUGGCCCGCGAGCUGGAUGCACUUGCCACCUUGUACCAAAAGCAGAACAAAUAUGAACAAGCUGAGCAUCUGAGGAAAAAGUCCUUCAAAAUACGCCAAAAAGCAGCAAGGAGGAAAGGCAGCCUGUGCGGCUUCGCUCUCCUGCGUCAGAGAGCCCUGCAGUUGGAAGAGCUCACUCUGGGCAAGGAUACACCAGAUAAUGCUCGAACUCUCAAUGAGCUUGGAGUCCUCUACUACCUGCAGAAUAAUCUUGAGACAGCAGAGUUGUUCUUGAAGCGCUCCCUGGAAAUGAGAGAGAGAGUCCUGGGGCCCGAGCACCCAGACUGUGCCCAGUCCUUGAACAACCUAGCAGCCCUGUACAACGAGAAGAAGCAUUAUGACAAGGCAGAGGAGCUCUAUGAAAGAGCUUUAGACAUCAGGAGGAGAGCGCUGGCUCCAGAUCACCCUUCCUUGGCUUACACUGUGAAGCACUUGGCAGUGCUCUACAAGAAGAUGGGCAAGCUUGAGAAGGCCGUUCCUCUGUAUGAGCUGGCAGUGGAAAUUCGGCAGAAGUCCUUUGGCCCGAAGCACCCCAGUGUAGCAACUGCUCUUGUAAAUCUGGCUGUUCUCUACUGCCAGAUGAAAAAGCAGAUUGAAGCUUUGCCUCUAUAUGAGCGUGCAUUAAAGAUUUAUGAGGACAGCUUUGGUCACAUGCAUCCUCGUGUGGGGGAAACUCUGAAGAACUUGGCAGUGCUAAGCUAUGAAGGGGGAGACUUUGCAAAGGCAGCUGAGCUGUACAAGAGGGCUAUGGAAAUAAAAGAGGCAGAGACUCUGCUGAUAGGUGGGAAAGCAGCUUCUCGGAACUCCUCGAGUGGAGAUGCCUUCAGCUUGAAGAGCACACUGUCACCAAACAUCUUCCUGGAACAUGGGCAGAGGUGACCACCACUGUGAGGCAUUGUGAAGCAGGUGUAAGCUUGUUAAGACAAAUGGUCUCUCCCAGGCUAACAAACUGUUCUGUGGCUGAUAGCUGUCUUCAGUAAUGACAGAAAACAACUGCUUAAGCUGGAAAUCCUUCCAGGGCACCUUUUCCUUAUGGAGCAAGCUGCUGUCAGUGUGCACAGAUACACAGGGCAGGUACUAGCUCAAGUUACAGCUGGUACCAAGCCUUGCAUUUGAGACCUCCCUGCCCAAGUGCCAGCAUUACAAGUUCAGUUGAGCCAGCUGUGUAUACUCCACAGGGCAGUUCUUUCUUCUGUGUUGUAAUAGCCUGGCUUAGAUGAUUUGUGUGGCUUUGUUCCACCAACCCUUUUUGCCUUUUCAGAAGCUUUUGAAAGUUGUUUCUAAAGAAACUGUGAUUUUAGAAAAGUCAAAGUAGUGUCCCUCUCAGAAGUUCUACCUGCAGGGUGAUUUCAGCUGCAGGAAAACUUCCAUUCAAGCAACUCGUGCAAAAGCGAUUCGUCUCCUUGGGAAGCUGAUACAUCCAAAAAGAUCAUCGUGGACAGGUAAAACUGUUGUCA
Messenger RNA from Indicator indicator, 4532 nucleotides. RefSeq names its product nephrocystin 3 (gene NPHP3). Gene Ontology annotation, biological process: determination of left/right symmetry; kidney development; convergent extension. NCBI's taxonomy places the organism in Eukaryota, Metazoa, Chordata, Aves, Piciformes, Indicatoridae. The record is from RefSeq and is a predicted model, not a curated record. The transcript has 27 exons. Bases 1 to 3954 code for a protein of 1317 amino acids. Gene Ontology annotation, molecular function: protein binding.